Iphiclides podalirius (scarce swallowtail) is the source of this 597-nucleotide messenger RNA. The record is from the annotation of a GenBank genome assembly. NCBI's taxonomy places the organism in Eukaryota, Metazoa, Arthropoda, Insecta, Lepidoptera, Papilionidae.
AUGGGGCGUAAGCUUCGUAUAGCCGGCUUGGAGUCCAGUGGGGAAAGUGGGUCUUCCGUGAGGUCGGCCACUCUGUGGAAUCGCGAGGCGCGGGCGCCGCCGGUGCAGGCCGAUAAGUUUUAUUGUCGGAGUUUCGUGCUCAUUCCGAGGCGCAUACAUUACGUUACCGGUCUCUCGUGCACCGACCAAGUGAGCGUCGACACUAGAGAAGUCACCCUCAAGGGCUCCCCUGGCAACGUCACGUGUUGCUCGUCACGUCGCACGUGUCACGUGUGCCGUGUCACGUGCACGAGCCCCGUAAUUGGCCCCAACUCACCCCCAGACUACCCUCCGCCUACUCUCCAUACAGACUGCCACGACGCAACCCUUAUAACUGAAGUAUUUAGCUCAGCGGAGUGCCAACGAGUGGAGUGUGACGCGAACAAAGCGCGGGCCCUCGUGUCGGUCAGGGCCAAGGCGACCUGGUGGCUUGGUGACGUCACUGCACUUUGGACCGUGUCCUUGCGGCUGCUAUGUUCUCCUGGUGGACGCCAAUCGCUGCGAAUGCAUCCUGUUGUAACUAGACGCGUAUACGGACAAUAUUUGAGUGUCGUAUUU